Messenger RNA from Acanthamoeba castellanii str. Neff, 1854 nucleotides. Its product is annotated as phosphate transporter, putative. Lineage: Eukaryota; Discosea; Longamoebia; Acanthamoebidae. The record is from RefSeq and is a predicted model, not a curated record. Gene Ontology annotation, biological process: phosphate ion transmembrane transport. Bases 1 to 1854 code for a protein of 617 amino acids. The transcript has 14 exons. Gene Ontology annotation, cellular component: membrane. Gene Ontology annotation, molecular function: phosphate transmembrane transporter activity.
AUGAGCCACUUGUACUCAGUCGCUGAGCCACAGGCGUGGGGACUUGGGGCCAAUGACGUAGCGACAGCGUUCGGACCCUCUGUAGGCUCGAAGGCCCUCACCUUGGGGCAGGCCAUCAUGCUGGCCUUUGUGGUCGAAUGUGCCGGCGCAGUCAUCACGGGAAGGGACGUCGUUGAUUUGUACAACAAGAGCGGGAUGGUGCCCGGCGUCUUCGAUGGGCAACCGACAGAGCUGAUGCUGGGAAUGUGCUCCACCUUGGCUGGCACCCUCUUUUGUCUCGCCGUCAGCACCUCCCUCGGGUUGCCCAUUUCCACGGCCCACGCCAUAGUUGGGGGCAUCGUCGGCUUUACAGUCAUGGGAAAGGGAAUGGCCGGUGUUGAUUGGCGGCGCGUCGGGCGCAUCAUGCUCUCCACUGUCACCUCCCCGCUCCUUGAAGGACCCUGCAGCGCGGCCCACCAGGGACUGAUUGGCUCGACGUAUCGGGGGGCGGGGGCGGAGGACGGAUGUGCAGCGGCAGCGGUGUCGUUGGUGCUGUUCGUGGUGAUCCGGCUGUGCAUUCUACGCAGAGAGAAUUCCCUCAAGCACGGCUUUCGCGCGCUUCCCUUCUUCUACGGACUCACGGUCGCCUUCCUCGCCUACUUUUUCGUCUACAAAGCUUCUCCCGGGCUCGGCUGGGACAAGCAGUACACGCCCACGGUGAUCCUGGGCGUGUGCGGAGCGAUCGGGUUCGGUACGCUCUUUGUGGUCUGGCUUCUGGGCGUACCGCUCCUGUGGCAGUGGAUCGACAACAAAUACGACGAACAGGGCGAACUACGAAAACACUACUACAACAACAACAACAACAACAAGAGAAAGCGAACGAGCUUUGACGAAGACGCCUUUGAAGAAAUCCAGGCGUCCGAUGAAGGCCUCUCUCGAGCCCUCAUCAUCUGCUGCAUGCGCAUUCCUUUUUUCAGGGACUACGUGGUGUCCAAAUUCUUUGAACAUAAGAUGGCGCUGAAGGCUGCUUUGACGAAUGUGUACAACUCGCCAACAAGCACACGCAAGCAUGGCUACGCGUCGGACAUCAGCGAUGGAGAAGGCCUAGGGUCGUCCGACAGCGAUAACGACAUGAUGGCCGACCGACCCGAUUUCUUUAAGAAGCCGAUGUUCAUGGACCAACAACAGUCCAUGGAUCUCCACACCGUCCCCAUCUUGGACAGCACGGACGACGACAUGGAGGAACUGAUGGGCAAUGAGAGCGGGGAACCGGUCGAGGAUUGGGAAGAGGGGCAACGGAGGAAAAGAAACGAAGAGCUCUAUGCCCACAGCGAAGGAUUUGAUGCACGCACCGAGGAUCUGUUCUCGUUUUUGCAGAUUCUUUCCGCCAGUGUGUCAGGAUUCGCGCAUGGAUCCAUCGACAUCUCAAAUGCGUCCGCGCCGUUCGUCAUCAUACUGGCACUGUUCAACGACCUGGAGAAUGGCGGGGCUGGUCUGAUUGAGCAGGAGCCGUGGAUACUGGGCGUGGGUGCCGUGGCCAUAUUCUUCGGGUUGUCGAUAUGGGGCUACAAGAUCAUGGAGAGCAUCGGAUACAACUGCACCAUGGCCUUCUCCUUCCUCCUCUUCAACGAGGCCCAUUUCCAAAUUGCCCAUAUACAACGUUCGACCUCCCAGAUUACGCCAUCGCGAGGCUUCAACGUAGAUUUCGGCUCUUCCGUAGCUGCUGUUGUUGGGAGCAAGUUCCUGCUGCUGCACAUGAACUCGACGUAUUGUAUAGUGGGCUCGGUGUUCGGGGUGGGGCUGGCCAACGGAUUCAAGGCGAUCAACUGGCGAUUACUGCUGCGGAUGUGGCUGGUACCUCACCUCUCCCAUUGA